CUACAAAUAACUCGCCAUAUCCGUUCAAGAUGGCCGACAAAACUAUGCCUAUUUUUGUUCCAUCAGAAAAACCUUUAAAAGUUGUAAAGUGGAAAGUUAAACAAGGUGUUUUUGUGUCGCAAGGUCAAAUAUUAUUUUUGUACAACGAUUCAUCAGGCAAUGGCACCGAAUUAAAGAAAUAUAAAGCGGUGCGUGCUGGUACAAUCUUAUCGAUCAAGGUGAAGGAAGGAGACAUUGUAGAGCCUGGUGGCGCUGUAGCAGAGUUAGAAGAAUGUCGUCAUCCGACUGUGAUGAAGGAGAUGUGCGCGGAAUGUGGCGCCGACCUGCGCACGGACGAGGUGACCAACAGAGACGUCGCCGUCGUGCCCAUGGUACACUCUGUACCUGAAUUGAAGGUGUCUGAAGAGCUGGCUCAGAAGUUGGGACGAGAAGAUGCUGAUCGUCUUCUGAAAGACAGAAAGCUAGUAUUACUGGUGGAUCUUGAUCAAACAUUGGUUCACACAACCAAUGACAAUAUACCUCCUAACUUGAAGGGAGUGCUACACUUCUUCCUGCGGGGCCCAGCAUGUCCAGGUCGCUGGUGCCACACUCGCCUAAGGCCUCGAACUGAGGAGUUCCUUGAAUCAGCUUCCAAAAACUAUGAACUUCAUGUCUGCACCUUUGGCGCCCGUCAAUACGCUCACGCCGUCGCUGACUUGCUUGAUCCAGAGAAAAAGUACUUUUCUCAUAGAAUACUGUCUAGGGAUGAGUGUUUUGAUGCUAGAACGAAAGCAGCUAACUUAAAGGCGUUAUUCCCUUGCGGCGAUAACAUGGUGUGCAUAAUAGAUGACCGUGAAGAUGUGUGGCGACAUGCAACCAAUCUGAUUCAUGUCAGACCUUAUUCGUUCUUCCAGUCCACAGGGGAUAUUAAUGCACCUCCACCACCAGAUGACAAACCUAAAGACAAGCUAGCAAGUGGCAAAAACGGGGCCCAAGGCAAUCAAAUGCCCACACUAGAUGCAGAACCUGAACAAAAAGAAGUAACAAAGAAUAAAGAGAACAAGGAAGAAGGUGGUAAUGGUAAAAUAGUGGCUAAAGAUGUAAAGAGUACUAAUGCAGAGGGGAAGGAAAGUGAGGAGGCUGAUCAAGAGGGUGAUGAAAGGAUAGUGCAGGAACCAGCUGAGCCUCGGUGGACGGAGACCACGGAUGGGCAGAUUGAAGUAGAAGAUCCUGAUGACUACUUAAUAUACUUGGAUGACAUACUUAAGAGAAUACAUAAGCACUUCUACGAUAACUACGACAAAAUGGGCAAGAAUCAAAUUCCGGACCUGAAGUCUAUAAUCCCAGAAGUUAAAAGCGAAGUGUUAGCCGGUACCAGUCUAGUCUUCAGCGGUUUAGUGCCGACACACCAGAGGUUGGAGACGUCGAGGGCGUACCAAGUCGCGAAGAGUUUAGGCGCUGAAGUUACUCAGGAUUUUUCUGAUAAAACUACACAUUUGGUGGCAGUUAGAGCAGGAACAGCAAAAGUGAAUGCCAGCAGGCGAAUGGGCGAAGGGAAAGCGAACAAAUUACACGUAGUGACGCCAGAGUGGCUUUGGACAUGCGCCGAAAGAUGGGAAAGAGUCGACGAGAGAUUGUACCCUUUACAAAGAGGCAGCCAGAGCAGCUGCCGCCGGCCGCCAGCACACUGCAGCAGCCCGCCGCCCGCGCCGGCGCCCGUGGCCGCGCUGCGCAAGCGGACGCCUUCAGGACGCUUCAUGGACACCAUCAACCCGCUGCUCUCCUUCUCAAGCGAUGAUAUCGCUGAUAUGGAUAGAGAGGUGGAGGACAUAUUCAAUGAGUCGGACGAAAGUUCGUCUGAUGAUGAGAAUCCAGGUGAUGAUGACCUUGAUGAUGAAGAGAAUCCCCCGGAAGACAGAUUGUUAUCAGUCAGCGCGGAAAACAGCAUGCAGGACAGCUUGCAAGAAAGAAUACAAGAUUCUCAAGAAGCAACAAAUGAUUCUGAACUUGAUGACGAAUCAAGACCUCGCAAGCGGCCACGAAGGGCAUCACCACCUUCAGAUGACGAACCUCCGGAUGAUGAUGACAGUUCCUGGAACCUCAUGGGUGCGGCGCUGGAAAAGGAACUCUUGGCGCAGGACUGAUGCCACCGACACAAGCAAUCUUUACAAAUUAUGAGCCAAUGGCUAAAAAAAAUAAAAUAAAUGCUCUUUUCUUUAGAA
This is a messenger RNA of Helicoverpa zea (corn earworm), 2201 nucleotides long. It is a transcript of the gene Fcp1, whose product is annotated as RNA polymerase II subunit A C-terminal domain phosphatase. NCBI's taxonomy places the organism in Eukaryota, Metazoa, Arthropoda, Insecta, Lepidoptera, Noctuidae. The transcript has 12 exons. Gene Ontology annotation, molecular function: RNA polymerase II CTD heptapeptide repeat phosphatase activity. The coding region runs from base 30 to 2123 and encodes 697 amino acids. Gene Ontology annotation, cellular component: nucleus. The record is from RefSeq and is a predicted model, not a curated record.